AGAGUCGCGUGGGCCCGUCUCGGCGUGUCCUAUGGACAGACACAAAGUGAAGCGCCAGAGGCUGGACCGCAUCUGCGAAGGUAUAAGGCCUCCUAUUGGUAAUGGCCCAAUGCCAGCACGUCCCUUGGUUGCCCUCCUGGAUGGCAGGGAUUGCACUGUAGAGAUGCCUAUUCUGAAGGAUGUUGCCACAGUGGCUUUCUGUGAUGCCCAGUCAACUCAGGAAAUCCAUGAAAAGGUGCUAAAUGAAGCUGUUGGGGCUCUGAUGUACCACACCAUUACCUUGUCGCGCCAGGACCUGGAGAAGUUCAAAGCUCUCCGGGUCAUUGUGCGAAUUGGCAGUGGCUAUGACAAUGUGGAUAUCAAGUCAGCUGCAGAAUUAGGCAUUGCUGUGUGCAACAUCCCUUCCUCUUCUGUGGAAGAAACUGCUGAUUCCACACUUUGCCACAUCCUGAAUUUGUAUCGACGGGUUACAUGGCUCCACCAGGCCAUGCGAGAAGGAAACAGAGCCUCAAGUAUGGAACAGAUCAGAGAGGUGGCUGGAGGGGCUGUGCGUAUCCGUGGCGAGACCUUGGGCAUCAUCGGUCUUGGCCGAGUUGGGCAAGCAGUUGCCCUGCGUGCAAAACCAUUUGGCUUCAACGUGAUUUUCUAUGAUCCAUAUCUACCUGAUGGAGUGGAGCGUUCCCUGGGAUUGCAACGGAUGGCCACCCUGCAGGACCUGCUAAUGCACAGUGACUGCAUCACGUUGCAUUGCAGCCUCAAUGAGCAUAAUCACCAUCUCAUCAAUGACUUCACCAUUAAACAGAUGCGCCAAGGCUGUUUUCUGGUGAAUACAGCUCGUGGGGGACUGGUUGAUGAGAAAGCCUUGGCUCAAGCUCUAAAGGAGGGGAGAAUCAGAGGGGCAGCAUUAGAUGUGCAUGAGUCUGAGCCCUUCAGCUUUGCAAAUGGCCCCCUAAAAGAUGCUCCCAACGUGAUCUGUACUCCUCACACAGCGUGGUACAGCGAACAGGCAUCCAUUGAGUCCCGGGAGGAUGCAGCGAAGGAGAUUCGCAGAGCCAUCACAGGUCACAUACCUGAUACUCUGAGGAACUGUGUUAAUAAGGAGUACUUGCUUUUAGCGGCUCAGUGGUCCAGUAUUGAUCCUGCGACUGUACAUCCAGAGCUUAAUGGAGCUGCAGCUUAUAGAUUUCCUCCAGGAGUAGUGGGAGUAGCAGCUCCGGGGCUACCAGAGCCUUCAGUAGAGGGGAUUGUAACUCAUGGCAUUCCCUCUGUGUCUCACUCUGCACCCCAUACCCCUUCUCCAGGAGAAUCAAAUAAAUUGGAGCCAGACAGAGAAAUCUCCACUGAUCAGUAGCAUCUCUGCUAUCUCUUUUCAUCCCUCAUAAGAAAGCAGGGGGGUUCUCCUGUUUUAGGACCUAUUGUGACACCUCAUGGACUGUUUCCUGUUUGUGCUGGGCAGGAAAAUGCAUUUCAUUGUUGGCAAAUUCUAGCUCUUGCCUUUAAACAGAUUAUUUUAUAACAGAUUUAGUUUAAAUCUCUUGGGGAAUCUCUUUCCUUGUCUGGGGCAAAGAAGCAGUGACUUUUCAUCCUUUUGGUAAUGUUUAGUUUUAUCAUGCAAGUUCCCAUGCACCUGCCUCCACUGUGAUAUGCAGAACAGCACCCGGCUGAACAUUAGAACUCCAGUGAUUCCAGAACAAGACUGGUGUGGAUUCUUAAGGCGACUUCUUAAACUGAAGAUCAGCUAAGAACUCAGGUACAAGUGACAAAGAUCAUCAGAGUGGGAAGGAAGAGCUGUGGCUUUACCUGUUGCGUAGUGGGAAUAAGGGGACUCCCUUUCUCAGUUGUGGGCACUUACUGCUUUGAUCCUGCCUGUAUACUGUUAACAGCUGUAGUUGGUGGGUGACUUGCUUCUAGGGCACUGAGGGGUAAGUAUUUACAAGAGCCAGAGUGAAUUUGAAAUUUUGCCUGGAAUCUGAUUUAUGUUCAAAACAUGUGC
This is a messenger RNA of Euleptes europaea (tarantolino), 1993 nucleotides long. Its product is annotated as C-terminal-binding protein 2. The transcript has 9 exons. Bases 32 to 1351 code for a protein of 439 amino acids. Lineage: Eukaryota; Metazoa; Chordata; Lepidosauria; Squamata; Sphaerodactylidae. Gene Ontology annotation, molecular function: oxidoreductase activity, acting on the CH-OH group of donors, NAD or NADP as acceptor; NAD binding; transcription corepressor activity. The record is from RefSeq and is a predicted model, not a curated record.